Messenger RNA from Gaeumannomyces tritici R3-111a-1, 313 nucleotides. RefSeq lists its product as hypothetical. The record is from RefSeq and is a predicted model, not a curated record. The transcript has 2 exons. The coding region runs from base 50 to 313 and encodes 87 amino acids. Lineage: Eukaryota; Fungi; Ascomycota; Sordariomycetes; Magnaporthales; Magnaporthaceae.
CUCCGUCAGCAUUUGCGCUUCCACGGGCCUACCUCGGACAGCAUGUGAGAUGGCGGGGGCUGCUGGGCCGGCAUUAGACCCCUAUGCAUGCUUCGGUGCGUCUUUCCUUUUCUGUUGGGGCCACUGUGUUGAAUACACUGCUUUUGGGCGUCACAUCCUAUCAUUCAUGAGGGUGUCGUCGCCGAGGGGUUCCCGCUCCGCGAAGGGGCCGGGUCCACGGGAUGACCUUAUUGGGCCUGCCCAGUGGUGGGACUGGGGCCGCGUUGGAGGUGGGGCCAACCUGACAAGCAUUCUCUCAGCUGCCAACCACUAA